GAAUCCGACAUCAAGAGAGAAAAGGAUCUGUUGUACAAAAAUCAGUUACUACAAGAUGAGAUUGCUAUGCUAAGGCUAGAACUUGAUCAAGUAAGACUUAGGCACCAGGAAGAAGGAGGAAAAUAUUUAGAGGAAAACAAGACCUUGAAAGAAAUAAAUGAAUAUCUCAGAAAGGAGCUUAAACUGAACAAGGAAGCCUUAAAGCAAACAGUUUUACAGCAUGACAGACAGCUGAACUUAUUAAAGACAGAAUCUGCAGUGCUAACUUCCGAACUUGAGCAGUCAAAAGGAAGCUGGGACAGACUGGAGACAGAAAUUGAAUCAAUUCAUUCCCGCCUGAACACUACUAAUCAAGAACUUGAACGUCAUCAGCUAUCCAAAAAUGAUGUUGAACGAACAUUUCAGAGAGAACGUGAUGAAUGGCUUCUCUCGCAGGACAAGCUCCAUCAUGACCUCUCUGAUGUGCGGGAAAGCAACAAGAGCUUGUCUAAGCAGCUGAGUAAAGCUGAAAGCAAAGCCAAUAAUCUCAAAAAUGAGCUUCACCAGCUGAAGCAAGCACUCAGAGAAAAAACAUUGCUUUUAGAAACGACACAAAAAGAAUUAAGUCAAGCCAAGUGUCAGGCAAAGGAAUGUGAACGUGCUCGACAACUUGAGAAAGAUCAAGUAAGCAAAUUUAUAAUAAAGCAGGAGUUCAUGCAGAAGCGUCUGGCCCGGCUGCAGAGCGAGAACCUUCUACUCCAUCAGCACCUGGAAGACGUGCAGAACAAGGGGAUCAUCCAAGAAAAAGUAGUGAAUGAUGUGCAGGAAUGGUUUAAUGAUAUUUUCAACAAACUCAGAGCUAUUACUGAGAAGCAAGUUUGCCUAGUGGAAGAGAAAAACAAAGAAUUAAAUGCCAAGUGUACUGAUUUAAUAGAGCAAGUCUCUAAAUAUGAAGCUGAGAAAGUAGAAAGAGAGGGCAAGGUCAGAGAGCUGCAGCAGAAGCUUGCUGAUGCUCUUAAAAAGCAAUCUGUGUCAGAAGCCUCACUUGAAGAUACUAAAUACUACCUCAGAGACUUAGAAGAAGACAAAUUGUGCUUGCAGAUGGGAUUGCAGGAGGUUAAAAGCAAGGUUGGUGAACUUUGCCAGCAGCUGGAGUCUAAAAAAUGCAUGCAACUAGAAGUAGAAAAGCAGGCUUUGCAAAAAGAGUUGUCCACCAUGCAUGGGAACCAUGAAAAACUGAAGAUGACCAAAUGGCAGCUGGAAGAAGAGGUGGCUAGCCUCAGACAUCAUUUGGAGACUAACAUGGUGGAUCGUAGCCUAAUGGAACAAUAUAAAAGAAAGAUGGAAGAAGAAGCUGAGCAAGAAGCGCAGGCAGCCUCCCGAGACAGAAUAGAACAAAAGAGAGCCAGUCAUGAUGCUUCACUGCGUAGCCAGCUAGAACGCAGAAUUAGAGAUCUCGAACGUGAACUGGAUAGGAAAAAAAGUACCCUACAAGACAUUCUUUCUAUAAAACAACGCAUGCAGGUACAACUGGAAAGGUACAAAGAGCUGUUUCUGCAGGAAGUGACAAAUAGAAGAUUCCUAGCAAAUAAUCUGGAAAU
Merops nubicus (carmine bee-eater) is the source of this 1580-nucleotide messenger RNA. Its product is annotated as ankyrin repeat domain-containing protein 26-like. NCBI's taxonomy places the organism in Eukaryota, Metazoa, Chordata, Aves, Coraciiformes, Meropidae. The record is from RefSeq and is a predicted model, not a curated record. The transcript has 4 exons. The annotation marks the transcript as partial.